Notodromas monacha is the source of this 3519-nucleotide messenger RNA. The record is from the annotation of a GenBank genome assembly. Lineage: Eukaryota; Metazoa; Arthropoda; Ostracoda; Podocopida; Cyprididae.
AUUUGUGCGUUUCUUCUGUUCAGUUGAAGUGUAUGUAGUGUUUCUCGAGAGGGAACUGCUGAAGUAUCUCUCGCGAUGUCUGACAGCGAAGGUAGCUACAACAGCGAUUCUGACGCUUCUGGCGAUGAGCGUGGAAGCGUGAAAUCGAAUAAAUCCGGAUCGCGUUCCGGAUCUGGGUCACCUGCGAGGUCUGCCUCUGGUUCCCCGCAAUCUUCCAAAUCGAGAUCGAAAUCUCGGUCUAAGUCUAGAUCCAAGUCCCGUUCGCGCUCACGUUCCCGAUCGCGCUCGAAAUCCGGCUCUGGAUCUGAAUCUGAGGACGAAGACGAGUACGACGAAGAAGAGGAAGAAGACGAGCGUCCUAGGAAAAGGAAUAAGAUCCGGAGUUCUUUCAUCAUCGAUGAAGCUGAAGUCGACGAAGAAGGAGAUGAUGACGAUGAAGAGUGGGAACAAGGUGCGAAAGAGAUUUUGGCGCGAGAUGAUCGUGAACGAGGACCUACGGCGAGGGAAAUUGAAGGAAAUCGCCGUUUACAACACCUGUGGGAAAACAAAGAAGCUGAUGAAAUCGCCAAUUAUUAUCGCAUGAAGUACGCCGAUGAUUCAACAACAAACUUGUUCCGCGAUGGAGGCGAUGAGCUGCAGGACGACAUUGCCCAGCAAACUCUUCUACCUGGUGUUAAAGAUCCUAACUUGUGGAUGGUCCGCUGUCGUCUAGGAGAAGAAAGAGCCACCGUGCUCCAAUUAAUGAGGAAAGUGAUAGCUUUUCAAUCUACGAACGAGCCUUUGCAGAUCAAGUCUGCAAUAGCUCCUGAGCACGUGAAGGGAUACAUAUAUAUUGAGGCCUACAAACAGACCCAUGUGAAGAACGUCAUCGAGAAUAUCCGAAGCUUGAGCAUGGGUGCGUGGAAACAGCAGAUGGUUCCCCUCACGGAGAUGACAGAUGUAUUGAAAGUCGUCAAGGAGACUGCCCCUUUGAAACGGAAUGCUUGGGUUCGCCUAAAACGUGGAUUGUUUAAAGAAGACCUUGCUCAAGUUGAUUACGUUGACACGCCGCAAAACACGGUUCACCUCAAGCUGAUUCCCCGCAUUGAUUAUUCUCGCUUGAGGGGCGCAUUAAGGACGAAUACUGAUGAAGACGAAAAUAAGAAGAGAAAGCGAAUUGCUGUUAAGAAACGACCACCUCCGAAAUUAUUUGACAAAGAUUCGAUCCGUGCAAUAGGUGGCGACAUUGCCCAUGAUGGCGAUUUCAUGGUUUUCGAAGGAAACAGAUAUUCGACGAAAGGAUUCCUGUACAAGAAUUUCAAUAUGAAUGCCAUUAUAUCUGAAGGUGUCAGUCCAACUUUGGCAGAAUUGGAAAAGUUUGAAGAAGCUCCUGAAGGCGUUGAGAUUGAUUUGAAUGCGCUGUCUGCAAGCAAAACUGGAUCAGCUCCAUCACACAGGUUCUCUACCGGUGACGUGGUCGAGGUGUGCGAAGGUGAAUUGAUUCACCUUCAAGGGACAGUUCGUAACGUCGAUGGGAAUAAGAUAACCAUCGAGCCAAAACAUCAAGAGCUAAAGGAACCAUUGGAGUUUCAAGCUUUCGAGUUGAAAAAGUACUUCAAGGUGGGCGACCACGUUAAAGUAAUCGCGGGUCGCUUUCAAGGUGACACUGGACUGAUCGUUCGGGUCGAAGGGUCCAUGGUAGUUUUGUUCUCUGAUUUGACUAUGCAUGAGUUGAAGGUUUUAUCCCGAGAUCUACAAUUAUGCACGGACAUGGCGACAGGAGUGGACUCACUUGGCCAAUUCCAAUACGGGGAUUUAGUACAGGUUGAUACUCAAACGGUUGGAGUCAUUAUUCGAUUGGAAAAGGAGCAGGUCGAAGUUUUGAACAUGCUUGGUAAAGUCAUGCGCGUUAAGCCUCAAACUCUUUCGUUGAGGAAAAGUUCGCGAUUUGCGAUGGCUUUGGAUGCGGAUUCAAACUCGAUCCAGGCAAAAGAUAUUGUCAACGUAACUGAUGGACCCCAUAUCGGCAAGAAAGGAGAAAUCAAGCACAUCUACCGAAACUUCGCAUUUGUCCACAACAGGCAGCACAUGGAGAAUGGCGGUUUCCUUGCUUGUAAAGCGCGCCAUGUACAGCUGGCUGGCGGGAAUAGGGCUCCCAUGAGUGGAGCAGCAGCUGGCGGUAUGUCCCCGAGUGUCAACAUGAGUCCAAGAUUGUCUUCCCCGGCGCAUCCCGGUGUUCCACGUUCACCGAGUCUGGGCGGGAUGACGCCGAACCGCGAUGGCGGAGCGACUCCGCGUGCUGGUGGCGGCGGCGGCGGCGGUGGUGGCGGCGGAGGAGGUCACGGAGGUUUCAGAGGCGGCCAUCAGCGAUCUACCCGUGAUGGCAGACUCAUUGGCGCAACGGUGAAAAUCAACAAGGGUCCGAUGAAAGGUCACGUUGGUAUUGUCAAAGAUGCCACGGAAGAAAUCGUCAAAGUGGAAUUGCACGCGAAGUAUCAAACCAUUUCCGUGGACAGGAACCGCAUAGAAACAGUUGCAUCUGGAGUGGAUGCCGGUUCGGGCGGUAUUUCUUCGUAUUCUCGCACGCCGCAAUACGCUGGCGGUCAGACGCCGAUGUACGCGGGUGCCGGCGGCAGGACACCGAUGUAUGGAUCUGCUACACCAUCUUACGGUGGUGCGACGCCUCGUUACGGUGGCAGUGCGGCUUCCGAAGGUGGAAGGACACCGGGUUCGGGUGGAAUUUGGGAUCCUACUGUGGCUAAUACACCGGCCCACGAAAUGAUGGACGAUUUUGGGUACGGAGCUGGGGAUGACGACGGGCCGAAUACUGGUGUUCCGUCACCUUCUCCGUCUUCAUCUGCGCAUUCUACGGGAUAUUCUUCAUCGACGGCGGGGUCGAGAGGACUCGCCGGUUUGGACGCUUAUCAACCAGGGACUCCUGCUGGCUCGCAGUAUACUUCGGAUCAUUCGUAUUCGCCGUACAAUGUUGCCGACACCCCCUCACCAGGCGUUGCUUACCAAGCUUCACCAGGAGGCUCGUAUUCAUCACCGAGCCCUGGAGGAAAUUACUCGAGCUCUCCUUCUCCCGGUCAUAGCUACAGCACGCCAUCUCCGAUGAUGUAUUCUUCUUCACCGGUGACACCGGGAAGCAGUGGUUCUCCAUACAAUCCUCACACGCCGAAUGCUGCCGUUGAUCCGUUAGCCUCUCAAGAUUGGUACACGACUGAUAUAGUUGUACGUAUCAAAGAAACUCAUCGAGACAUGCGAGUCGCUGGUCAGAUCGGGAUCAUCACUGGGAUUUCGGCCGGAAACUGCACCGUGUUGUUGGAAUCGGAGGAUAGAACCGUCAACGUUUUGGGUGAAAAUUUAGACCCCGUGUUACCGACCCGAGGCGACCGAGUGAAGUUUCUUGUCGGUGAAGAUCGCGAAACCACUGGAGUUCUAUUGUCAAUCGAUGCCCAAGAGGGAGUCGUCAAGAUGGAUAACUCGGAAGAGAUUAAGAUGAUUCCCCUAAAUCUUCUGUGUAAAAUGCGGAAGUAG